GUUGUGAUAUUUAUAGGCCUAGAUCAAUGUAACAAUUGGCUAUCUAUUAAUGUUUACAUAAUGUUUGUAGUAAAAUUAGUGGGCCUAAUAUGCCGGCAAGCUUGAUUGUCAUUUUGGUAAGCCUCCUAGACCGACAGCCGAGUAAAGCAUCAAAAAUAAAUAAAUCGGGAUCGGGAGAUGCCUGAAAAAUACUUUAAUAAACAACAUGGAGAACUGCAAGAAAACAGCCUGUGACUUCAUUGACAAAUAUGCUAGCGAACUUCAACAGUUGAGCAAAAGCAUCUGGGAAACGCCUGAACUGGCGUACAGGGAACGUCAUGCGCAUGACGUCAUCACCGAAUUCCUUGAUAAACACGAAUUCAAUGUGGAAAAACGUUACAAACUAGACACAGCUUUUCGUGCUGAGUUUUCAAAAUCUGACUCCAGGGAAGGUCCCCGUGUCGCAGUAUUGUGCGAAUACGAUGCUCUUCCAGGAAUUGGUCAUGCUUGUGGUCACAAUCUUAUUGCAGAGGUUGGCGUGGCAGCGGGUAUUGCCAUUAAACAUGCUAUGAAGUCUUGUGGACAAACGCUAGCAGGACAGUUGUCAGUGAUAGGUACCCCAGCAGAGGAGGGGCGCUGUGGGAAACACGAUCUGAUUGCCGCAGGAGCUUUCACCUCUGUUGAUGUUGCCAUGAUGGCCCAUCCUUCACAAUACACAUUAGCUCGGCCGAAAUAUACAUCUAUGAUACCUGUGACGAUAAAAUUCAGUGGUCAGGCUGCCCAUUCAGCCUCCCAUCCCUGGGAGGGCCUCAAUGCCCUGGAUGCAGCAGUCAUGUGCUACAACAGUAUUUCAUGUCUUCGUCAGCAAAUGAAACCGGCCUGGAGAAUUCAUGGAGUAAUUCGUAAAGGGGGAGUGGAACCCAACAUCAUACCUGAUGAAACGGAGUUGGAGUUUUUCCUGAGAACACCAUCAGAGGCAGAGUUAGAGGUCCUAAAGAAGAAGGUGAUUGAUUGUAUCAAUGGAGCCGCUCUCUGUACAGGUUGUGAGGCCAGCUAUACAUUUGCUGAGAAACAUUACCAGUCUCUGUUGUCUAACAAUACGAUGGCUGAGCUGUUUGAGGAAAAUGGGAGACAACUUGGUAUUGAAUUUGAUCAGCGGGAGGAGAUAAGGAUCAAGUUUGGUGGUUCUACUGACAUGGGCAAUGUGUCCCAUGUGGUCCCCAGUCUACACCCAAAAUUUUACAUAGGAACAACUGUCAGUAAUCAUUCAAAGGGAUUCACAACUGCUGCAGGAGCAGAUGUAGCACAGGGUUACAGUCUGGCGGUGGCUAAAGCCCUGGCAAUGACAGCGAUAGACAUAUUGUCCAAACCCGAGCUGAUUCCUAAAAUACAACAGGAUUUCCAUAAAGACCUACAAAGUGUUUCCUAGAAAUUUCUCGGGGAAAUGGUACAUUGAUGCAGCAUUAUCAUUCGAUUCUUGUAUAUUAUUCUAGAUUUAGAAAAAGUUGAAUAAGACUUUGACAUACUGUCCUGUUAUGCAGAUUUGAAUUUGAACCUAUUGAAGUAAUAAUCAACUAUAUCCUAUGAUCAAAGUAUGACUGUCAAUGCAACGAAACCCUUCUAUUCCAAUGAUCGAAGUAUGAUUGCCAAUGCAAUGAAACCCUUCUCCAAUAUUGCAAUCCCAGUUUCCUUCGGAGACUUCGGUGAAGUUUCAAACUUGAAUUUGUUAUAUGAACUAUGUAUAUUUAGGAGAGUUGAUUCUUGUUGAUUGUAAUUGUUGUUCAAUAAAAUUGUUUUAUUUAU
This is a messenger RNA of Ostrea edulis (European flat oyster), 1782 nucleotides long. Its product is annotated as xaa-Arg dipeptidase-like. The transcript has 6 exons. Gene Ontology annotation, molecular function: dipeptidase activity. Bases 206 to 1408 code for a protein of 400 amino acids. The record is from RefSeq and is a predicted model, not a curated record. Lineage: Eukaryota; Metazoa; Mollusca; Bivalvia; Ostreida; Ostreidae.